This is a messenger RNA of Symbiodinium natans, 2814 nucleotides long. The record is from the annotation of a GenBank genome assembly. NCBI's taxonomy places the organism in Eukaryota, Dinophyceae, Suessiales, Symbiodiniaceae.
AUGACCACCCUCCUACCGGACUCUUUUCAUGUGGGAUCUGUCGGUGCGCAGGCAGAUUCAACCAGGCCGACGUUUCCGGCUCACUCGUUUGGAACCUGCGAUCGGGACAGCGCCAGGAUGAAAGUCUUCAUGUCUAGAAAAUUGGAGAAGUCCAAGGCAACGAUCAAUUCCCCGGGUCCAGUCUACGACGUACCCUCCGCGGUCGGAGCAGCGCCCAGCUUCUCUUUCGGAACAGACGUGCAGCGGAAGCACGCGCCCAAGAAGUACCCGGAUUCAACCGUGGACCUGACAUGUGCCACCGUGGACGCACAGAAGGUUAAGUUUUCCACGACUCCGGGCUGCCACUUUGGCACAGAGGAGAAGCUCAGCCUCAAGAAUGCGGACAUCAUCCGCACGCAUGCGGGCCUAGCGCUUGGCGCGGAGUCUCCAGGUGCCUUGGAGUAUCAUGUCAAGGAGGUGGCAAAAAGGAUGCCUGCCUAUUCUUUCGGGCCCACGCAGUCGAUGACGCCGCGGAAGCCAGAAACGAGGGUCCAGCUCUUACAGACGAGCACACCAGCACGCGUUGGUCCCGGCUCCCACCCGAAGCCCUCCAGUCUCGGCCAGCAGCCGAUGUCGCCGCGUAAAAAUGCGCCGGCCUGGACGAUGUCAGGCCGCAGCCCUCGGGAGAAGACGCAGACGGAGGCCCUCGCGAUUGAGGACAAAGUCUUCAGCUCCAUCGGAAAGCAGGUGCUUUCCACGAUCCGAUCUCCUCCUUCCGUGGCUGCCACAAAGUCGACACGCGACCAAGUCAGCAGGACUGCGAUGUAUGUGUCCGAGACUGACAAGACGAGCAUCGCACGAGGCGUUCUGCCACCUCUGGAUUCCAUACUUGUCAUCGUGAACUGCAACAACCUUGCUUCCCAAGUUGUCGUGAUUCUCUCGCACUCCGCCAAAGUGGCUGCGGGACCCGCCCUGCAAUUGCCCAGUCAGUCUGGUCCCAGUUCCGAUGGCGCUGACGAAGCGGCAAGUGCGCUCGGACCGGCGCCCCAGACCGUUCUGCUCGGCGUGCAGGCUCGGAUCUCCGCCUUGGAGCUGGAAGGCAUCGUCCCGGUGGAAACCCUGGCCCCUCUGAAAAGCCAGCUGACCGAUGCCUUGGCCAUAUGUCCUGCUGGCCCCAUAGUCGGUGCGGAGGCUGCUGAGGCUGUGCGGCGCGUGGCAGAGCAUUGCGUUGCCCUUGCAGCGGAGGCGGGUCUCACGUCAGUCGGGGUAGCCGAGCUACUUGCGGAGGGCCUCAGCUCGGCCGCGAGCCUUCUGUCCGCACCUGGCUCUGGCGUCGAGGUGAUGGCAGUCCUGGAGCCUUUGGGGGAAGCAUUGGACAGCUUCGCUGUGCAAAUCCUGGCCAACCUCUGGCGCCUCGACGGGCCAGUGCAGCCGGAAUGGAGCAUGGAGCGCCAGGGCAAGCCGGGAGUCCUUUGCUUCGCGGACACCACGCAGCCCUUCUGCAAGCAUGCCUUGGACCUCCGGCUUUACCAGGCAUUGCAGGCCGUGUGCGUCUGGACGCUGGCCCUGCUCCUCCGCGCCUUUGGACCGGGUGCGAGGGCCCAAAAUCUCUGGGAGUUCUGCAACGCAGACGCCCUGUGCGCCGUGGUCUUUGUGAAGGGAGCCCUGAGUUUCCAGCGCGGUCAGCGUGAGACUUCGUGCGUGCGGAUCCCACAUGACCUGCCGGCGCUGCAAGCGGCGAUCCUCUCCAGUGCCCUGGGCCUCGGCAAUCCUGGCCUCGUGUUUGUGGAAGCAGAUGGCGAUGUCGGAAUCGCAGAGCGAGAGGAGCAGCUGCUCAGUCACUGUGCUCUCCUGGCAGCUGUGGCCUCUGAAAACGAGCUGCUGGAUUGCCUCUUGUCCUUUGACUGGGCCAAAGCCGACCUGCAGCUGGUGCCCGCGCUGGCCGCGCACCUGGCAGUGAUGGCUCGCUCGACGCAACUCCCCUACCCACAUCUGGAAGAUGCUGCCAGCAACUAUCUGCGCCACCUGAAGUUCAGGUCGUUGAUUGUCUGGGACAUCUUGCUUUUGGAGACGUCGCCCGGGCGCGGGUUCCUGCGUGACUGCUCCCAGCUGGCCUUCCACGUGCCCCCUAGCCGAGACUCUGCUGAGCUGUUGGCUUCCAGAGCCAGCGCCGAUCCCCCCGCCGUGGCCUUCGCCUGUGCCUUGCUGGCCAACGCGGGCGUCGGGCCAACUGAACCGUCUGGGUGCGACCUCGUCCGCAGCCUCAGUGCUGCCAUGCGAAAACAGGCCAGGGGCCAGCUGGAGAAGGUCUACUGGUGGAGACAGGAGCAGGCGGCGGAAUGGCUGGCUCUCUUCGGCCUGGAAAGUGAGGAGCCCAAAGCCGAGCUGAGAGCUGCACCUGCGCCUGGCGAUCGCAGGGUGCACGCGCCUUCGACUUCCGGGCUUCGAGACCUCAUGUCAGACGUCCCGAAGGAGUUUCGCUGUGCCCUGGAUGGCAGGCUGCUGGUGGACCCCGUCCGAGCGCCGGGCGGCCAAGUCUACGAGCGCUCCGUGUUGGCCAAAGCCCUCGCAGAAGGAGACCCUCGCACCCUUGUUGAUGGCCCCUACGCCCUGCAAGACUGCCAAAGAGAUGCAGGCUUGCGAGCACGGAUCGUCGACUGGGUUCGCAAGACGCAUUCCCACAGCAAGGAGAAAUCUCAGGUUCUGCGCGCGAGUGCCUUGAGCCCUCUGAGUCCAAAGCACAAGUCAGAAACAAACACAACCCGAGACAGGAAACGGGUCGAGCCGCGUCGGGAAAUGCAAGCAGUCGAGUCAGAAAUUCCAGGCCGAGUUUAG